Linum tenue is the source of this 596-nucleotide messenger RNA. Lineage: Eukaryota; Viridiplantae; Streptophyta; Magnoliopsida; Malpighiales; Linaceae. The record is from the annotation of a GenBank genome assembly.
GGCCGCCCUCUCAUUCUCGCCUCUCUCUCGAUCCUUCCACUUCUCUCUUCCUCUUCCAGAAACAAAUCGAACCAUAGCCGCCCUAUCCUCUCCUCUUUCUCCUCUCUUCUUCGAACCAAAAAGCCCUCUGGUUUUUCACCGCCGCCAUCCUCUUCUUCUACCUUCCCUUCCAGAGAAAACCAAAAUCGAAACCUAAAUCGCCUUUCAACCGCCGCCCCUCUCUCUUUCCUUCUCUCGGUUAGCCAAGGGGACCGCUCGCGUCGAGUUAAAUCAGCCUAGAAGGUUUCGAUAUAGGCUUGGUUUCGGACGAGGGAAAAGAAGCAGUGAGGAGGUCGCCAGACCGAGAAGGGAAUCUUUGGCGGCUAAGAUCCCUACCGACAAAAUUUCGCCGGCGAUGAGUUGACAACGGCGGCGGCAGGUUUUGAAAUUGACAGGACUGGGUUUGUGAUCUGGUUUGGGCUCAAAGUAGGAGGGCAAUGACUUCAAUAUUGUAAUUAGUUCUAAUUCUCGCUUUAUUUAGAGGUCAUUACCCAAGUUGUACAAUGUAUCAACUUUGAAUAUUUGAUAAUAAAGCUCAUUCCACUUCAAUUAGUCCC